GAGAGAGAGAGAGAGUGUUUGGGUUUGUUGGUGGUGAUGGUGGCGGAUGAACAGCAUGGCAAACAUCGCGGUCCAGCGGAUCAAACGGGAGUUUAAAGAGGUGCUAAAAAGCGAAGAGACGAGUAAAAAUCAGAUUAAAGUGGAUUUAGUGGAUGAGAAUUUCACAGAGCUGAAGGGUGAGAUAGCAGGACCACCAGACACGCCGUAUGAAGGUGGCAGAUAUCAGCUAGAAAUUAAAAUUCCAGAAACAUAUCCAUUCAAUCCACCAAAGGUUCGGUUUAUAACAAAGAUCUGGCAUCCCAACAUCAGCUCAGUAACAGGGGCGAUAUGUCUGGAUAUCCUAAAGGACCAGUGGGCGGCGGCUAUGACCCUCCGAACAGUUUUAUUGUCACUGCAGGCUCUUCUGGCUGCGGCAGAACCCGACGAUCCACAGGACGCAGUAGUUGCUAAUCAGUAUAAACAGAAUCCAGACAUGUUCAAGCAGACGGCUCGACUCUGGUCACAUGUUUACGCGGGAGCUCCGGUCUCCAGUCCAGACUACACGCGCAAAAUAGACGAACUCUGUGCUAUGGGCUUUGAUAAAAACGCAGUAAUAGCAGCAUUGUCCUCAAAAUCCUGGGACGUGGAGACGGCGACAGAACUGUUGCUAAGCAACUGAGUCCAACCUGAGGGGCCAAAGCACCUUAUCUGACACCUCCAUCCAUACUUUCAUUCACUUGCUCAUCCUCAGUCUACACUUUCUUCAUCUCUCUUUCUCUCUCUCUCUCAUUUCUUGUUUAUCAUUUUACCAUUUCUUAAAAAAAUAUAUUCCCCACAAAUGAAAAUUCGGUUAUCAUCGACUCUCAUCCGGUUCAAAACAGUGAAAGUCGAUGUUUAUUUAUACUGACUGCUCUCUCUAUCAUUACUCUCAAAUCUUAUUGCGGAUUCUCUCCAUCCUGCACAAUCUUUUCCUCUCUUAAGUCUCCUCCCUAUUAUUCAGAAAACCUUUUAGAUUAAUGAAAUGAUCAGUUGACUCGUACAGAGUAGAUAUUAACACAAUCAGUCCUGGAGAAACACACACACACACACACACACACACACACACACCUGCUCAAUAUAUCAAGAGUUCAUCUGUAAAUAAAAAGCUAUUAAAGUCUGUAUAAAUUAAAGCAAUGUGGCAAUUAUUUAUUACUGCUUUGUGAAGUAGUGAAAUAAACACCAGUUUCAUGGCUGA
Messenger RNA from Misgurnus anguillicaudatus (oriental weatherfish), 1213 nucleotides. Its product is annotated as ubiquitin-conjugating enzyme E2 K. NCBI's taxonomy places the organism in Eukaryota, Metazoa, Chordata, Actinopteri, Cypriniformes, Cobitidae. Gene Ontology annotation, molecular function: protein binding. The record is from RefSeq and is a predicted model, not a curated record.